UUAUCAUAUAUAUCGUAGAUUUCUGGCACGGCUGCAAGCGGUUUCUUACAGAGGAUUAUCGCUUGCACAACACCCUUCACCGUGACCCUUCACCGUGCGACCCACGAAUGCUGUGCCACUCCAAGCUGCAAUGCCAACCAGGUGUAGGCAGCAAUGUAACGCGGCGGCUUGCGAUCGUCGUGCCUCUGGCGCAGCGCAAGCAGGGCGCACUCGCGGCGACCACGAAACCCGCGAAGUCGCGGCAGAAAGACAACCCCUUCACCAUCGGCCUGGUCACGGUACUCACCGAGGCACUCCGAGUUCUGGGAGUUGGCAAGGAGCGCUAUGUGGAGGUGGCGGCGGCGCCCUCGCGCGCUGCGCCGGUGCGGCGCGGCGACGUGGCGGGGCUCAUGCGGCGCCUGACCGCGGACUUCAAGCAGGCCUACUUUGUGACGGGGGUGUUGGAUGACUCCAUCUACGAACCCGACUGCUACUUCGCUGACCCCACCGUGGCCUUCCGGGGCACGGACCUGUGGAAGCGCAACCUGGCGCUCCUGACGCCCUUCCUAGAGGCCCCCAACGUGCAGCUGUACGGCAUGCGGCAGCUGGGGCGGGACGAAGACGGCGCCGAGGUGGUGCGGGCGGAAUGGCGGCUCACCACCAUCCUCAAGCUGCCCUGGCGGCCGCUGAUUGACCUGGACGGGGCGACCGAAUACACAUUGAACGAGGAGAGCAAUCGCAUCGUGCGGCAUGUGGAGUUCUGGAGCAUCAGCGGCACCGAGGCGGUCCUGCAGAUGUUCCGGCCGUCCGGGACCAAGGCGGCAUGAGCCGCAGCAAGGCACAGGCGAGCGUGCUUUGGAGGGCGCGGGCGGGUUGUUGACGCGGGGGCGGAAAUC
Molecule: messenger RNA, 875 nt
Organism: Chlamydomonas reinhardtii
Lineage: Eukaryota; Viridiplantae; Chlorophyta; Chlorophyceae; Chlamydomonadales; Chlamydomonadaceae
Exons: 8
Coding region: 108-806 (232 amino acids)
Source: RefSeq, a predicted model, not a curated record